Molecule: messenger RNA, 679 nt
Organism: Pollicipes pollicipes
Lineage: Eukaryota; Metazoa; Arthropoda; Thecostraca; Pollicipedomorpha; Pollicipedidae
Product: keratin-associated protein 19-2-like
Exons: 2
Coding region: 64-477 (137 amino acids)
Source: RefSeq, a predicted model, not a curated record
ACUGCUCCAUGGCUGUCACGGCAUUCACACUCCGGCACCACUCCCCGCUACACCUCCGCAGCCAUGAAGCUGGUUAUCCUGCUAUGCCUGGUGGCUACGGCUACUGCCGGCUACCUCCGCGGGCUCGGCUACAGCGGCUAUAACGGCCUCGGCUACGGCGGCUUCAACGGCCUCGGCUUGGGCAACUUCGGUUUCGGCGGCUACGGAGGCUUCGGCGGCUUCGGCAACUACGGUUUCGGCGGCUACGGAGGCUUCGGCGGCUACGGAGGCUUCGGCGGCUACGGAGGCUUCGGCGGCUUCAACGGCCUCGGCCUCGGCAACUACGGUUUCGGCGGCUACGGCCGCUUCGGAUACGGCUAUCCCGGCUUCAGUUACGGCUACGGCCGCCGCUUCGGCUACGGCUAUCCCGGCUACGGCUACGGCUACGGCUACGGCCGUAAAUACGGCUACGGAUACGGACACAAAUACAUAUACUGACUCUAAUACCGAUGAUUUGUAAAAUAUAUUUGCGAUGACGCGUUACCGAUGACGACGGUUUUCCUGUGCUGCUUAAGUGCUCAUCCACACUGUCUUCGCACCAGGCGGGCAAGUCUGCUUGUGCAUAUUGAUGCAAUGCUUAAAUUGUUUUGCAUGGCUGUUGGGUUGUGGAAUUCCCUGCUGACCUGAAAUAGAUCAGAAU